GAUUGCUGCCGGUCUUGUUUACUCGAUGAAAAUCGCAAAUUUGUUUAGAAAACAAUCCUGUAUAAUUAAUUUUAUCGAACAGAAUUAGUGUUACUUGGUACUUAUAGCUGGUCAAUUAACUUUAUAAGAUACAUAGGUUUUAAUAUCGAUUUGGUAAAUUUUGCCAGUUUGGUGCAAAAGGUCAAACCUAAACUAUGCGUCGCUACUGGUACCGUUUGCUUCGGCUACGGAACCUCAUAGUCCUCGUCUUAAUCUUGAUAGUGCUAUACACGUUGAGGUCAUGGACCGACAGCGAGCCGCCGGUGGUGGUGACCCACAUCGGUGCGAUAAGCGGCACCAAUUUUCCAAUAUUUGUACCUAAAAGCACAAAGAAAAUAGAUUGGCACAACUACAUUCAAAUAGAACAGGAUGAAAAACGCACGGGUACUGGAGAGCAAGGCAUGGCGGCAUCUUUGCCGUCAUCAUUCGCGUCUCUAGAAGAGAGACUUUACGCUGUCAAUGGGUUUAACGGAGCUCUUAGUGACAGGAUUGCUCUUAACCGGUCGUUGAGGGACAUCAGACAUAAGCGGUGCAAGAACCGCUUGUAUAUAGAAUCCCUACCUACUGUGAGCGUGGUGGUGCCAUUUCACAACGAGCACUGGAGCACCCUACUCCGGACGGCGCAGAGCGUCGUGAACCGCUCGCCGCCGCAUUUACUAAGAGAAGUGUUGUUGGUGGACGACGCUAGUACCAAGGAUUUCCUAAAAGGCAAGCUAGACGCGUACCUAGCCGCGAACAUCCCUAAAGCCCGGGUCAUACGGUUGGCGAAGCGCAGCGGACUCAUCACGGCGCGGCUGGCGGGCGCGCGACAGGCCACGGCAGACGUGCUAGUGUUCUUGGAUUCUCACACAGAGGCUACUGUCAACUGGUUGCCACCGUUGCUAGAGCCGAUAGCACUAGACUACCGCACGGCAGUUUGCCCGUACAUCGACGUGAUAGACUUCGCCACGUUCGAGUACCGGGCGCAGGACGAGGGCGCGCGCGGCGCCUUCGACUGGGAGCUGUUCUACAAGCGCCUGCCGCCGCUGCCGCGAGACCAGGCACGCAUGCCCGAGCCCUUCCCGUCGCCGGUGAUGGCGGGCGGGCUGUUCGCGAUCUCCCGCGCUUGGUUCUGGCAGCUGGGCGGCUACGACCCCGGCCUCGACAUCUGGGGCGGCGAGCAGUACGAGCUCAGCUUCAAGAUCUGGCAGUGCGGCGGGCGCAUGCUGGACGCGCCGUGCUCGCGCGUGGGGCACGUGUACCGCAAGUUCGCGCCCUUCCCCAACCCCAACCACGGCGACUUCGUCGGCAAGAAUUACCGGCGGGUAGCGGAAGUGUGGAUGGACGAGUACGCGGAGUACCUGUACGAGCGGCGGCCGCACUACCGCCUCAUCGACCCCGGCGACAUCUCCGAACAGAAGGCCAUCCGGCUGAAGCUCAAGUGCAAGUCGUUCCGAUGGUUCAUGACGCAGGUGGCUUUUGAUCUCACUGCUAAGUACCCGCCGGUGGAACCAAAAGCGUUCGCGGAAGGAAGGAUCCGUCCGAUGGCUGCGCCAGACUUGUGCGCGGACGCCUACCACGGCAACAACAAGGAGACGGUCCUACUGAAGCCGUGCCAGAACGGGCUCACCGAGCAAGUAUGGGAGUUCAGCUGGCACAAGGACAUCAAAGUUAAAACUAGGAGGAUAUGCUGGGACCUGCCGGAGUCUUUGCCCAAGAGUCCUGUGCGUCUCUACGACUGCCACCUCGGCGGCGGCAACCAGGAGUGGUGGUACGAUCCGAUAACACACCAAAUUCACAAAUCACGUCAAAUAUGCCUGGACAGCUCGGCAGCUGACGAGAAGUUGUUCGUAUCUGGUUGCAAUGGCAGCGCGAAGUCGCAGCGUUUCCUGCUCGACCACGUCGACCGCGACGCGCUCUCGCACUGGGAUUCGCUGCACCUCACCAUCACCGGGCCUGAGGUGCCCGACUGGUACAUAGACAACUGACAGGUACAAAGGAAAUUUAAGGCCGACGAAACAAUGUAAACAAUCUGACUGUCACCCUGAGCAUAGAGAAAUAUAGUAAGAAUAGAGUGGUCACACCAUACUUCACCAAAACAACUAUUAUUUUCGCAGUCGACAUCUAGCAAUUCUAGCAUCGAGUAGCGGAAUUAUUAGUACCGCUACUUGAUACUCGAAUUCUCAAGUGUCGUGACUCACGAAAAUUGUAUUGAACAACAGUUUACAACUAAUAUUAAAAGCAGAAGACGUUGAAAGUAGAGUUCCGGUUAAUCCGGUGAUAAUAUUAGCUGAAAAUUAAUUAAUAGACUUUUUAGCUGGUGCAGCAUCUAUUGUCAAGUAGCGGUACUGAUAAUUCCGCUAG
This is a messenger RNA of Cydia splendana, 2382 nucleotides long. Its product is annotated as N-acetylgalactosaminyltransferase 6-like. Gene Ontology annotation, molecular function: polypeptide N-acetylgalactosaminyltransferase activity. Bases 195 to 2006 code for a protein of 603 amino acids. Gene Ontology annotation, cellular component: Golgi apparatus. The record is from RefSeq and is a predicted model, not a curated record. Gene Ontology annotation, biological process: protein O-linked glycosylation. NCBI's taxonomy places the organism in Eukaryota, Metazoa, Arthropoda, Insecta, Lepidoptera, Tortricidae. The transcript is spliced from 14 exons.